AUUUGGGUGCUUAUUUAACCUAUUCAAGACUAGUAGUUCAAAUUUAUAAUUAAUUCUUUACAUAAUUAAUAACACAUAAUUUAUACUUAUGAAAAAUAAACAAUGUUAAAAACAUACACAUAAAUGUGCAUUUAUAAAAAUAUAUUAUAUAAUAUAAUUUGUGGACAAAUCAGGGCGGGCUCAGAGAGCUUAGCAGGCCAUCGGGCCAUAUCCACCCCUACUUGAACCAUGCAUGAAAUGUUACACUUCCGUACACAAGUAAUUAUUCUGUAUUUUAAAAAUAAAAUAUUGUGCAUCUACAUAAUAAUAAUAAUAAUAAGUCAAAUGUUUACUCAAUCCAAAAAAUAAUGAAUAUAGCGAACAAACCACAAAAUGUCAUUAAACAAGCAUACGACCACCUGAUACAUAGGAUCUAUGUAAUAAUUUCUACAUAUUACACAUUAUCUCACUCUAAAUAUACCUAACUUUCCCCACAACCUCUCUCUUCCACAAUAAUCCGGCAUGUCCACGUUAACUUUCAUUUUUCCUCUCCAGUCACUUUUACCACCCAAAGAUAUCUGCAAUUCCUCUCUCUUCUCCCACUUGAGGAAGCAGAUCUCUCUAUCUGCUUUCUCUCUCUCUCUCUCUCUCUCUCCAACCAUGGCUUUUCCAUUACUUCUCUUUAUAGUUUUCUCAUCGCUCUCCUCCAUUUCCUAUUCUAAGCCCCUUCUCACCGAUGAUUAUUACUCAAAAACAUGUCCCCUAUUACACAAAAUCAUGGAAGAAACUGUCAGCUCCAAGCAGAUCACCAAUCCUACUACUGCUGCCGGUAUCCUCCGCGUCUUCUUCCACGAUUGCAUGGUCGAGGGUUGCGACGCGUCCAUCCUCAUUGCCUCCAACCAAUUCAACAAGACUGAGCUUGACUCCGACAUCAAUGAAUCCCUCCCUGGAGACGCCUUCGACCUCAUAACUCAUGCCAAGAAUGCGCUUGAGCUCGCUUGCCCUAACGUCGUCUCCUGUUCCGACAUCCUCGCCAUCGCAACCCGAGACCUCGUAAAAAUUGUUGGUGGUCCCUUUUUCCAAAUCCCAUUAGGUCGAAAAGACGGCCUUGUGUCGAAGGCCUCACAUGUCGAGGAAAACCUAGCUAGGGCUAACACGUCGAUCGAUGAAAUAAUUCGAAGGUUUGAGACGAAAGGGUUCACAGUGGAGGAAAUGGUGGCAUUAAUGGGUGGUGGACACACGAUUGGAUUCUCUCACUGCAAGGAAUUCGGAAACAGGAUAUUCAACUUCAGUAAGACGUUAGAUGUUGAUCCUUCGAUGAACCCUAAAUUUGCAGAGCGGUUGAGAAACAUUUGUGAGAAUUAUCAUACAAUGCCGCGCAUGGCGGCUUUCAACGACCCCAUUACGCCGGGGGUGUUUGACAACAUGUACUUCCAAAACCUUCUUCGAGGGUUGGGUCUUCUCGAGUCCGAUCAAGUACUCAUGAGAGACACAAGAACGAGGCCGAUCGUCGAGCAUUAUGCAAAGCAUCAGACAGCAUUCUUCGUGACAUUUGCUAAAGCGAUGGAGAAGACUAGCGUUUAUGGGGUUAAGACCGGACAAGACGGAGAGGUGAGAGUCCGAUGUGAUAAGUUUAACUCGGUUUGGCCACGAACAAAAUAACCAUGGUUUACGGAUGAGAGAGAGAGAGAGAGAGAGAGAGAGAGAGUUUUAAUUUUUUUGUGAAUCAUUGAUGGUGGUAAUUGAUGAUUUUGGGAGUGUUUAUUUCAGUUUUUCAGAGUCACUUAUGACUUUUAGUUUUGAAAAAAUUAUUUUAGACUGUUUGGUAAAUUUAUUUCAAACAGCUUCUGAUUCUAGCAGCUUUUUUUAAUUCAAAAAAAUUAAUUC
Molecule: messenger RNA, 1866 nt
Organism: Camellia sinensis
Lineage: Eukaryota; Viridiplantae; Streptophyta; Magnoliopsida; Ericales; Theaceae
Product: peroxidase 41
Biological process (GO): hydrogen peroxide catabolic process; response to oxidative stress
Molecular function (GO): heme binding; peroxidase activity
Source: RefSeq, a predicted model, not a curated record